AGAAUUUAGGGUUUCAGUUCGUUAUCGCCGUGCUUUAUUUCUCUGCAAGUUCCGAACAUUCCUCUUCCGAUCUUCAGAAAUGACAAAGAGGACAAAGAAGGCCGGCAUUGUCGGAAAGUAUGGUACUCGUUAUGGUGCUAGUCUGCGUAAACAGAUCAAGAAAAUGGAGGUCAGCCAGCACAGCAAGUAUUUCUGUGAGUUUUGUGGGAAGUAUGCAGUGAAGAGAAAGGCAGUUGGAAUCUGGGGUUGCAAGGAUUGUGGGAAAGUGAAAGCAGGGGGUGCAUACACAUUGAAUACUGCAAGUGCUGUUACAGUUAGGAGCACAAUUCGAAGGCUGAGGGAGCAAACUGAGAGUUAAGUAGAAGGUUCAUCAAUGUUGAGGACUUGAAUGGAGUUUGAUCACACUAGAAACUAGAAAACAAGGAUGAGGAGACGAUUAUUUUUUCUAGACGCAAGCGCCGACUUUUUUCUUCAUAACGUGAAUGGACUUUGAAGUUUGAACUUUGAACUAGUGAUGAUCGAUCAAUGAGUCCAGGUUAUCGCAAGUCGCAAGGGCAGCAGCCGCAUCUGUCGAUCAAAGAAUAAUGUCGCAAGGAUGAGAAAAACCUCAAUCGAUCAAAGAGUAAUGUCGUCGACUCGUCGAUUUGGUGUAAUAUGCUACUGUCAAUUUGAUGUAAUACAGAUGAUCGAAUUCGAUUUCGUUGAUUUUUUUGGUGUAUUACGUGAGUUUUGUUGGGUACCGAUUGAUAGAAAAGAAGACCGAAUAAGCAAUCGUGUUAGGAAAAAAAUGUGACUUUUCAUAUUUGGUUCGGUCCUUUUGGACCGAAUAAGCCCUUAUUCGGGUAACUCGGACCGAAUAACCCGAAAACCGAAUAAGCCUUAUAUAGAUACCCGAAAACCGCAAAUUGCUAAUUCGGUUCGGUUCGGUUCAGGUUUUCGGGCCAAAUUCUCAUCCCUAUCGGAAGACUCCAACAAAUACCAUCGGAAAACUAGACGCACUCAAAAUCCUCAACCUCCGAUCUAGUUUUCUCACUGGGAAUCUUCCUUCUAAUAUUACAUCUAUUCAUUCUCUUCAAUCUAUCUACUUUGGACACAAUAACUUCUCUGGUAGCAUUCGUCUUCCUCUUUCCCCUCAAAUAACUCAUAGAUCUCUCUUCAAUUCCUUCUCAAGCGUCGUUCCCGAUGUUAACCUCACUAGCUUAUGACUCCAAUUUCGUGAUGGAAGUGGUUAUAACUUCGAUCUUGAAGAUUUGUUGAGAGCGUUGACGGAGGUUCUCAGAAAAAGAAGCCAUGAAGAAACGAUGGCGGUGAUGAAGCAGAUCCAAGAAAUUGGGGUGGAGAAGAAGGAAUUUUAGCAACAUAUGGAGUUUGAAGCAAAGGGAUGGUGAUGCUCUAGUCUUUUCACUCGUUCAGGUCCGUUGGAAGACUUGAUCUUUGACUAACACUCGUCGGAAUCCUCAGUCGACUCACCACAAACAGCUUCAAUCUCUGACUAACAGAUCCGUUCUUAGUCCUAGUCUCGUUGGCGUUCUUCGGUGGUGGCAGUGGCGGUGAUAUCUUCCGAUGGUGACGACGGAAACUAGUGGUGAUGGUAUUUCAAACGAGGGAGAAGAGGUUUGUGAAGAGAGAGAUAAAGAGGGGGAAGGGAGGAUGUGGGUUUAGG
Lactuca virosa is the source of this 1663-nucleotide messenger RNA. The record is from the annotation of a GenBank genome assembly. Lineage: Eukaryota; Viridiplantae; Streptophyta; Magnoliopsida; Asterales; Asteraceae.